AUGAAGCAAUGCAUCAUGAUACCCAAAGAGAAUAGAAAGAUACUCAAAGUUGCACUGGGUGAUCAUGAAUUAACAGUCUGUGAGAUAUUGAGCAGACUCCCGGCCAAAUCACUUGUAAGGUUCAAGUGUGUAUGCAAAAAUUGGGAAUCUUUGAUUCAAAAAGAUCAACUCUUCAGUGAUUUACACUUCAACCGGUCACAGACACACAGUUGUAGUGGUACUACCUCCCUUCUCAUCUGGGUGUCAUCUCUAUGGGAUAGGACUGAACGUAACGAACGGUGUUUGUUAUCCGCGGAAUUACUACUCCCAUAUGAUAGCAGCGGUGAAGGAGGAGGAGCAUCUGUUCAGAGGAAAAUACCUCUCAAUAUAGGAGUUAAUCCUGUUUCUGGAGUAAGCAUGCUCAAUAUUGUCAAUGGUUUGGUUUGUCUUAUAGACGGCGAUUCACAUUCUACUUGUGUAUUUAACCCUAGCACCAGAGAAUCAACACCCUGGAUCAAGUCGAUGGUUAUUCAAAAACAAGAAGAACAAGGUGGGAUUUUAAAGCGUGAUAAUAAAUUUAGUAAUUAUUAUUGGAAUAAAUUCGGGUAUGAUGUUGCUACCAGGGACUACAAAGUGGUAUCGCUUUGGAGUCGGAUUGUAGGACCUACCAAGACAAAUUGGGUGUGUGAGAUCUUUAGCUUGAGAGACAAGUCAUGGCGACUCAUCGAUGCAGUCCCAUCAGUUCUUCCCUUCUACCUACUAAGAUCUGUUUAUGCAAAUGGUUCCAUAUACUGGUUUCGUGCUGACGGUACACCGUUGAUUGUUGAAUUAAAUUUUGUUACCGAAAAGUUUAGAGAAAUCUCAGUUCCCAGUCCUGUCAUCACUGGUUUCUGCAAUCAAUACAAGACUGCUUUAGUGGAAGUGGAUGGCCGUUUAGCUCUAUUUACCAAGGAUGUACGCCCUAGUUACAAUUACAUAUUGAGAAAGAAGGAACAUGAGGAUGACGUGAAGAUGUAUGUAUUGUAUGAUGAUCAAGACAGUACAAAGAACAGUACUGCUACUUGCAGUACUAAUUAUCACUGGAUGCCGGUGUCCUUCGCAAAGCCACCUUUUGAUUGGAAGCAAGAUAUGUUUCCGAGAGAUGAUUUUAUUAUACCCAUUCCAGGAACAGACAUAUUCAUCGUAAGACCGGAUGACGAUUUCUCCUUCUACUAUUACAAUUGGAAGAAGAAGAGCUAUAGCAGGAAGUUUGAAUUAAAUGGAACCAAGUCUUUCUUCAAUAAGAAAUCCAAUAAUGGAGAACGUGAUCAUAUCAGCUUCUCUACUUUCACGGAAAACCUCAUGCCGCUAAAUUAA
Molecule: messenger RNA, 1335 nt
Organism: Papaver somniferum (opium poppy)
Lineage: Eukaryota; Viridiplantae; Streptophyta; Magnoliopsida; Ranunculales; Papaveraceae
Product: putative F-box protein At2g02030
Exons: 1
Coding region: 1-1335 (444 amino acids)
Molecular function (GO): protein binding
Source: RefSeq, a predicted model, not a curated record